Molecule: messenger RNA, 2980 nt
Organism: Sphaerodactylus townsendi
Lineage: Eukaryota; Metazoa; Chordata; Lepidosauria; Squamata; Sphaerodactylidae
Gene: HEPACAM
Product: hepatic and glial cell adhesion molecule
Exons: 7
Coding region: 355-1614 (419 amino acids)
Source: RefSeq, a predicted model, not a curated record
UGGACUUUUUGCUUCCAGAAGCUUAAUCAAACCUUUGCCCCAAAUUGUUGAAAACUUGGGGAAUAUCAUUUUGGUUUUGUUUUUAUUUUGUCAUUUUUUUUCACUUGAAGGAUAGUUAACUUAUCCUUCAAAACAGAAGAUGUAGGGCUCAUGAAUCCAGAAAGCAUCAGGUCUGACCAAAAGCGAAGAAAAGAGAAAACAAAACCUCACAACACAAAGAGCUCUGUUCAUUGAAAAGGGACUUGGCACUGGGCUCAGUGGUAACAGAACAACUCCAAGCGGUACUAAGGGACGUGCCCGGAGUGGACAAAUCAUGCUAAUUGUGUGCAAGAGGGACCGAAAACUAAACCCAAAAUGAAGAGGGGAAGGCAAGUCUUGUCCAGAGUUCUCAGGGCUCCUGGUUUCGUGCACUUAGCUUGUCUUUUUAUAAUCUACACAGAUCUGCUAGAAGGAGUCAAUAUCACCAGCCCAGUGCUUUUAAUUCAUGGUACAGUUGGUAAGCCUGCACUCCUUUCUGUGAAAUACACCAGUACCAGCAACGAUAAACCUGUGAUCAAGUGGCAAGUCAAGAGGGACAAGUCUGUGACCGUGGUACAGUCUAUUGGCACAGGGAUUAUUGGCAACCUGCGCCCGGACUAUCGAGACCGGAUUAAAAUCUUCGAGAAUGGCUCUUUGCUGAUCAAUGAACUGCUGUUGUCUGAUGAGGGCACGUAUGAGGUAGAGAUCUCCAUUACGGACGACACGUUCACAGGGGAGAUGAACAUUAACCUUACAGUGGAUGUUCCAGUUUCAAAGCCUCAUGUUGUUCUUGCUUCCUCCACUGUAUUGGAGCUAAGUGAGUAUUUCACCCUGAACUGUUCGCAUGAGAACGGCACCAAGCCUACCUACACGUGGCUGAAGGAUGGCAAGCCGCUCAGCAAUGACUCCCGCCUGAUCCUCUCCCACGAUCAGAAGGUCCUCACCAUCACCCGAGUCCUAAUGUCCGAUGACGACACGUAUAGUUGUCUAGUAGAGAACCCCAUCAGCAGUGCACGCAGCUUCCCCAUAAAACUGACCGUGUACAGAAGGAGCUCUCUCUAUAUAAUCCUCUCCACAGGGGGGAUUUUUCUUCUAGUUACUUUAGUGACUGUCUGCGCCUGCUGGAAACCAUCCAAGAAGAACAAACGCAAACUGGUCAAGCAAAGUUCCUCUGAAUAUGUGGAUCAGAAUGAUGAGCAUGCAAAACAUGAAGUUGAGAUUGUUCCCCGAAGUGGAGAACAUGAGCGGAAAAAUCCAGUGGCUUUGUACAUCUUGAAGGACAAAGAAACUCCAGAAGCAGAAGAGGAACCCGUUCCCGAUUCCAGAAAUGCGGUUGAACCAGCCCCACCCAGUUACUCCACCUCUCCGCCUCCUGCUGGAAGGUCACCUGGACUGUCCGUUCAGUCUGCUCGCAGAUACCAUCGCCCCCCAGCCCCCUCCCCAAUCACCUCCAGCACUCAUAUAUCACCCACAAGGUCCCCUACCCCUCCAGGUCGCACCCUAAACACCACACGCUUGGUGCGGACUGCUGGAGUUCAUAUCAUCCGAGAGCCACAAGGGGACCCCGCCCCGGUGGAAGUCAAUGCCUGUGGGUAGCCGGUCAGGUGUGUGCAAUGGGGAAGUCUCUCUCUCUGCCUGUGAAUGUUUUAGGGAGGGGAGGUAGCAGCGACGCAUUUGCAUAGGGCACGUGUCUGUGCAAACGCAUGUUUCCUCUACAGGGAAGACGUCAGGAUCCUGCUUGUAGAUAAAAGUGAAUCACUGUGUACCACUGGCUGGAUGAACCCGCUUUAAAAAAAGUUUACAGUAGGUUUGGCGCUCCUGCUUCAAUAUUUUUUUUAAGGCACUAACUUGCUACCUGUAACACCCAAGGAGCAGCACCACACAGGUGUGACUAAAGCUUUAACUUUUGGGGAAACUCAACUAAUUGCCUUGGAAGCUGGUGUUUCGAUCUUUGGGAUAUUGCGUGUAUUAGCAAAACGUAAGAGAAUGUAUUCACUGGGGUUCAGUGUAUCCAGCAGUGAUGUGUCUUGAAUUAUAUCAGUCUUGUCAAGGAGGCCCUGUCUACAUAGUUGUUUUGGGGUAAUGUUAAGCUUGCUUACUGGAAGGGAAGGUGGCUGGUAUAGCCCAUUCUCAUCAGAUAGGGGAAGCUGAACAGGGUCAGUACUUGGAUGGGAGACCACGGAGGAAGGCUCUGCAGAGGAAGGAAAUGGCAAAUUACUGCUUUUCCCUUGCCUUGAAAGACCCUUGCUGAGGUCACCGUAAAUCUGAUGCAACUUGAUAGCACUUAUGUAGGAUGUACAUAAGAUUUCAUAUUAACCUUCCAGCGACCCCAAAUUUUACUGCACGCUCCUGUUUUUAGGAGUUUCCAGCAACCGUUACUGAUCCUUGAAGCUGUAACAAGCUUCUUGUUUCAGGAUAUUAUUGUUGUUAGGAACACAUAUCGCAUUUCAGACAUUCAUGAUCUACAUCUAGCUCUUUUUUUUGACAGACACUAACUCCUAUGAAAUCACAAGAAUUCCCCAAAGGACACCCUUGUCACCUGUCAUGGACAAAGGCACCCCUUUUCAGAUAGCAUUAGAGCCACUUUGACAUCAUUUGUUCUGGCUUCAUUUUUAAAGUUGGACUUUCUGAAUGUGUGGUAACCCACACUGACCUGGGAAUGAGCAGAUAUCCAGAAGUAUGGACAUACCAAGACCUGUUUGGUUGCAUGCUUCUGUCUCCAUGCUGGAGCAUGUGUACACAUAGCUCUGUUGGCUGAACCAGUUGCUAGAGGAUGAACAUUUUCACAAAGAGCUGAUUGACAGUUUUUGAGAGGCGGGAGCUGAGGAGGUCUUCUCUAAUGUAAGCCAGGGGAGAGUGUGCAUCCAUAAGGUUCCAGGUUCAAUCCCUGGAGCCUCUCCUUUUUAAAGGAUUGUAGAAAGGCCCUUGCCAGGAGCUCCUCACUGGUCAGAGUUAGAUGCAC